Messenger RNA from Erpetoichthys calabaricus (reedfish), 7212 nucleotides. RefSeq names its product ankyrin repeat domain 50 (gene ankrd50). NCBI's taxonomy places the organism in Eukaryota, Metazoa, Chordata, Cladistia, Polypteriformes, Polypteridae. Gene Ontology annotation, molecular function: protein binding. The transcript is spliced from 5 exons. The record is from RefSeq and is a predicted model, not a curated record. The coding region runs from base 1297 to 5568 and encodes 1423 amino acids.
UCAGCACAGAUGUUGGUUGGAUAGGCGGAGGCCAAGGUGCCUGCGUGAGCGAGGGGGCGUGGUGCGGAUGUUUGGAGGCGGAGUUUUUGCUUCAGUGUCGUUCUGUGUUUGAUGGCAGGAGGAGCUCGGGGAGAGAGGAAAAAGACGGUAUAAGGCAGAGAAUUGAAGAGGAAACAAGAAAGAAAAGGGGAUUACGUGCCAGUGAUAAUUGAAGAAGAAUGAAAAAGCAAAGGAGAUACACCCGCUGAAUCUUUUAAACAGAAGCGCCGCAUAAGCAAAGAAAGCCUGUUGCAGCCCUGAAAAGGAAAGAUAACAGAGACGGAAAGAGAGAGGGGCAGAGUCACUUGCGGAUAAAGCCAACCUGAAGAUAAUUGAAAAUAAACCAGAUGCAAGCUAAUUAGAGAAGGAAAAGAAGAAUGCAGACACGCACGGCUUUUUAUUAAUUUGUUUUUUGGACGAAGGAAUUGACACGUUUUACAGCAAGAAACUAGAUAGUAAUAAUUAAAUAAAAUAAAUAAACAAGAAAAAACAAUCUGAUGCUUUGACAAGCAACCCCCCUUCCCCCUCCCUUCCAUCCCUUCCUUUCACCUCCACUCCCCCAGCCUUUUUAUUUUUAUGCAAAUGAAUAUUGGGCUUUCCAUUGUGCCCAGUGUUGUCAGACAGUGCCUAAGACCAAAAAAUAACUUCAGAAGUCGCACCCCUCCCACCCCCUCCUUCCUAACUCCAAAACGCAGUGUUUCCCUAAUUUAGGGGCCUUAUGUGUGGGAGAAAGAGCCAAAGAAAUGUUUCCAGCAUUUCCAGAUGGACAGUGUCUUGCUUAAACUACACUCCAACGCGCUAGGAUUGAAGCCUUUUGUCUCGGGAAAUUUUGAGGAGUUGGUGUUUUUAUUUUCUCCAGAUGUGCUGUCUAUUCUUUUGAACGGAAUCAUACACCCUUUUUACAUGAGGUCCAGUGGAAGCAAUGGGAUUGUCCAACGUUGCCAGAUGAGAGUGAAGUCCCUGGAAGUGGGAUCUAAGAUCACUUAAAGCAUUCAGUUCUUUAAAUACUUAGUUUUCUUCAGCUUGAAAUGAAUUUUGUUUCUCAUCUAAAAGAAGGGCUAUACUGCCCAGUAACUGACCAUGCUUUAGUAAACAGCUACCAAUUGUGAAGCUUCUGUUUUCACAUCAUUGUCCAUCAAAGGCAAAAAAGUGAGAUCUUCUUUGACUUUUGCUGUUUUAUUUAUUUAUUUAUUUUGCAGUUUUAUUUGUAAGAUGAACAGGUCUCUAUGAGGCAGCACUGGAACUGCAGGGCUAACUAUGGCACAAACCAGUUUGUUGCAAGGGAAGAGGUUUUACUGCAGGGAGUGGGUUUUCCACAAGCUCCAGCACUGCCUCCAGGAAAAGACAAAUGCCAUCACUGGAGUGAAUUGUACACCUACUAAACAGGCUAGUACUAGCGCUCCUUCCAGUAAUGGUAGUCCAGCACUAAGUAGAGGGGCAAGCUGGGGAGUGCUGCUUGUUGGAGGUCCUGGCAGCGGAAAGACAGCAUUGUGUACGGAGCUGCUGUGGCCGAGUUCUCCUCAGGGAUUACAAAGGGGCUUGCAUCGCCAGGUUCUAGCUUUUCACUUCUGCCGUGCAGAUGAUUCAGACACGCUGUGUGUUAGCGGGUUCAUUCGGGGUCUUGUGGCUCAGAUCUGCAGGAGUGGGAUGCUCAAGGGCUUUGAAGAGAAAGUGAGAGACUCAGCUGUUCAAAGUGCUCUACAUCCUGGAGAGUGUGAGAGGAACCCUGCCGAGGCUUUCAAAAGGUGUAUUCUUCUUCCUCUGCUGGGUUUAAAACCUCCACCACAAUCCCUCUACAUUUUGGUAGAUUCAAUGGAUGAGGGACGUUACUUUGGUGAGGCAGAACAAAGGACAAGUAGCUCUUCUCGAUCUAUAGCAGAGCUUUUAGCGAGCCAUCAUGAAUUUUUUCCUCCCUGGCUAUUACUUAUAUGCUCUGCACGGAAGCAGAAUAAAGCUGUCACCAAAUUAUUUACAGGUUUUCGGAAAAUUAGCCUUGAUGACCUCCGCAAAGCUUACAUAGUCAAGGAUGUGCAACAAUAUAUUCUUCAUCGCCUAGACCAAGAAGAAGCACUGAGACAACACUUGACUAAGGAAACAGCUGAGAUGUUGAAUCAGCUUCACAUUAAAAGCAGUGGUUGCUUCCUGUAUUUGGAGAAAGUCCUAGAUGGGGUAGUAGAAAAUUUCAUCAUGCUUCGAGAAAUCCGAGACAUCCCUGGCACUUUAAAUGGGCUCUACCUUUGGCUCUGUCAAAGGCUUUUUGUGAGAAAACAGUUUACUAAAGUCCAGCCAAUUUUGAAUGUAAUUUUGGCGGCAUGUCGGCCUCUGACAGUUAUGGAACUCUAUCAUGCAGUUUGGACUAAAAACGUGUCUCUAACAAUGGAGGAAUUUCAUAGGAAGCUGGACAUUUUAUCAAAGCUUCUAGUUGAUGGUCUUGGCAACACUAAAAUUUUGUUUCAUUACAGCUUUGCAGAGUGGCUGUUGGAUGUGAAGCAUUGUACUCAGAAAUAUUUAUGCAAUGCUGCAGAAGGACACCGGAUGAUGGCCAUGUGUUAUACAUGUAGAGCCAAGGAUCUUGCCCCACUUGAGGUACAGGAGUUUGCAUUACACCUGAUUAAUUCCAGUUUACAAAUAGAAACUUACAAUCUAGCACUGUGGAUGGUUUGGAAUGGCACCCCAGUCAAGGAUUCACUUACAACCUCUAUUCCCAAAGAGCAAGAGGUGUUACAGCUGUUAGUGAAAGCAGGAGCACAUGUUAAUAGUGAAGAUGACCGUGCAUCAUGCAUUGUGCAGCAGGCGUUAGAACGGGAGGAGUCCAUUAGAACAUUACUGGAUAACGGAGCAUCAGUUAACCAAAGUGACUCAAGUGGCCGAACUCUGCUAGCCAAUGCUGCAUACAGUGGUAAUUUGGAUGUGGUUAACUUACUGAUUUCUCGAAGAGCUGAUCUGGAAAUUGAAGACAGUCAUGGUCAGACUGCACUUACUCUUGCAGCAAGGCAGGGACAUACAAAGGUUGUUAAUUGCCUUAUUGGAUGCGGGGCAAACAUUAAUCACACUGAUCAAGAUGGCUGGACAGCUCUGAGGUCUGCUGCCUGGGGAGGACAUUCUGAGGUUGUUUCUGCACUUUUAUAUGCUGGUGCCAAAGUUGACUGUGCAGAUGCUGACUGCAGAACGGCCCUACGAGCAGCGGCAUGGGGUGGGCAUGAAGAUAUUGUAUUAAACUUGCUCCAGCAUGGAGCGGAAGUUAAUAAAGCCGAUAAUGAAGGAAGAACUGCUCUUAUUGCUGCAGCAUAUAUGGGACACAGGGAAAUAGUGGAACACCUGCUUGACCAUGGAGCUGAAGUGAAUCAUGAAGAUGUAGAUGGAAGGACUGCUUUAUCUGUUGCAGCACUUUGUGUGCCUGCCAGUAAAGGACAUGCUUCUGUUGUAAGCCUUCUUAUCGAUAGAGGAGCAGAGGUGGAUCACUGUGACAAAGAUGGCAUGACUCCUUUACUGGUUGCAGCCUAUGAAGGACAUGUUGAUGUAGUUGAUUUGUUACUAGAAGGUGGAGCAGAUGUUGAUCACACAGACAAUAAUGGACGUACCCCACUUUUAGCAGCUGCAUCUAUGGGACAUGCAUCAGUUGUGAACACACUUUUGUUUUGGGGAGCUGCUGUUGAUAGUAUUGACAGCGAAGGACGGACAGUACUGAGUAUUGCGUCAGCACAAGGCAACGUAGAAGUGGUACGAACUCUGCUGGACAGAGGUUUAGAUGAAAACCAUAGAGAUGAUGCUGGCUGGACACCACUGCAUAUGGCCUCCUUUGAAGGGCACAGGUUAGUGUGUGAUGCACUUAUUGAGCAAGGUGCCAGAUGUAGUGAAGUGGAUAAUGAUGGUCGAAUUCCACUGAUACUGGCUUCCCAAGAAGGCCAUUAUGACUGUGUGCAAAUUCUUCUUGAAAAUAAAUCAAGUGUUGAUCAAAGAGGCUAUGAUGGAAGAAAUUCACUUAGAGUUGCAGCCUUAGAAGGUCACCGAGAAAUUGUGGAGCUACUUCUUAGCCAUGAAGCAGAUAUAGAUUGUAAGGAUGCAGAUGGCCGCCCAACUCUGUACAUCUUGGCACUUGAAAACCAAUUGGCUAUGGCUGAAUAUUUUUUAGAAAAUGGGUCAAAUGUGGAAGGCAGUGACACCGAAGGAAGAACAGCUCUACAUGUUUCCUGCUGGCAGGGACAUUUAGAAAUGGUGCAGCUGUUGAUAAAUUUUCAUGCAGAUGUCAACUCCUGUGACAAUGAAAAGCGUUCUGCUUUACAGUCUGCAGCCUGGCAGGGUCACAUCAAGGUAGUACAGCUCCUUAUUGACAAUGGAAGCCAUGUCGAUCACGCAUGUAAUCAGGGAGCAACUGCUCUGUGCAUUGCAGCCCAGGAGGGACAUUUUGAUGUAGUUCAGAUAUUAUUAGAACAUGGGGCUGAGCCAAAUCAUGCAGAUCAGUUUGGACGCACAGCCAUGAGGGUAGCUGCAAAAGGCGGACACACGGCUAUUAUUAAACUUCUUGAAAAAUAUGGAGCAUCCACUUUGAAUGGCUGUAGCCCUUCACCCGUUCACACAAUGGAUCAAAAAGGCCCCGUUACUCCUAAUGCAAAAAUGCAGUCUUUGACUAUAAAAUCCAAUAGCUCAGGUAGUACUGGUGUGGGUGAACUGCAAAAUGCAGGUCGUGGAUUGUCAAAUGGCCCAGUUCAUGCUUUCAGUUCUCCUUCAGAAUCUCCAGACUCCACUGUUGACCGUCAGAAAUCCUCACAUUCUAAUAAUUCUCUUAAAAGUUCAAAGAACUCUUCCUUGCGAACUACAUCAUCCACAGCAACUGCACAAACUGUGCCAAUGGAUAGCUUUCAUGGACUGUCCUUCACAGAACAAAUUCAGCAGCACUCCUUACCCAGAAGCAGAAGUAGACAGUCUAUUGUGUCUCCGUCUUCAACAACAAGAUCAAUAGGACAACAUCCAAGCUCUCCAUCUAGCGAAUAUGAAUGGAAUCAAGUAAAACUCAGUAUCAAAUCGGGCAAAGGAAGUAAAAGUGGAAAAAAUGCCUCAAAUGGCUCCAGCAAGGUUGGGUCAGCGGAAAAAAAAAACAAGAACACUACUCAGUCCCAAAUAUUGGAAUAUGAAAUGACUCAGUUUGAUAAGCGAGUUGCAGUAACGCAGCCAGUAUCAAAUGCUGGUAUGUCUAUGAAACAGAUUCCCACAGAGCCUCUCUGUAAGAUAAUGGUUCCAUCAACUCAGCAAGAGAUAGGCAGAUCACAGCAACAGUUUUUGAUUCAGCAACAGAACAGUGCUGAUAAGAAAAGGAAUGGAAUUAUGACCAAUCCCAACUACCACCUUCAAGGGAAUCAGGUUUUCCUUGGUAGAGUUUCUGUCCCAAGGACCAUGCAAGACAGAGGGCACCAAGAACUUUUGGAAGGCUACCCAAUGGGAGAGACUGAAUUAAGCCUUAAACAGUCCUUAAAACUUCAGAUUGAAGGAACCGAUCCCAGCUUUAACUACAAAAAGGAAACCCCAUUAUAGCUGAUGUUCAGAAUGGUAUCCUUCAUACAAGCUUUGCUGAAAACUAAGAAAAAUAAAGGAAUGUCUUGGUCAUAGAAAAUACUUUUUGUUCCCAAAAAUUAAACGUGGAAGCUUUAAAAACCUUAUACAAGCUCCUGGAGAAGAAUGUGUUUGCUACUCACUGAUUUACACAGACUGAUACUGCAGUGUGCCUAUGUUUGUGAUGGCCUUUUCAGUUUUAACCCUGCACACAUUUUAAUUUUAUUUAAUGUAUCAUGUAUUUAAAAAGCAUAUUAUGCACUUUUCAUAAAAUAGAUCUCUGUCAACAGUAAUACUGUUGGAAUAAAGCCAUGUGGUCAUGGGAUUUGCAAUGCUAAAUGUGUGCUACAUUGUUUAAUCUGUAAUUUCUUUGCUGCAGGUUAUUUGUGUAUCUUAAAAAAAAAAAAAAAAAAAAAAAUCAUCAGAAUGACCAAUACAGCAUAAUGUUAUAUUAUUUACUUAAUACCACGGGAUAUACAUGUAUUGCAGUCCUUGCAUACUGUUGUAUUAUUCAAGCUGGCAUCUUACAAUCUAAUAAUCAUCAGAUCUACUGGUAAUUAUUUUGAAACAGGCCACAGUCAUUUGAUCUAAUCCCAUGCCAUAGUGUGGUAAAAAACAGAAUGGCUACAGACAUUCAUUGGCUAGUAUUGAUGAUAACUUCUUUUUCCGAUUUCUUUGAACACCAUAGUAUUAUUUGAACCUCUGUGGGGUAUCUGAAAACUCAGAGAACAAAUGCAUUUCAUUUGUCCCUGUGGGACAUGUAAGUUGAGGAAGAGCCAAAUUCAUGUACAAAUCAUUUCACCUUAAGGUUCUGUGGAGUGGAAUUUAGCAUAUAAAUGUAAUGUAUAGAUGAAGCUCUACUUGGGAUAUCAUGGCAAAUCAGUUUUUCAUAAUGCAGGGAGUGUCUUCGGGAAUGUUGUGCUAUUUUGGAUAACCUGGAUUUUAUUUGAAACAGUGCUAAAAAAAAAAAAAAAGAGGGUCUAGACAUAUCAACAGCAACCAAUUUCAGCUAAGCCUGAUGCUGAAAACUCUUUCAGGUCUCUGGAAGUCAGUAUUUAAAAAUAAAUAAAAGCACAUUUUAUUUGAUUUUAUUAAUCUCUCCUGAGAUUUCAUUUUAGAACCCCUGAAAUUUGGUUUCAUAGAUGAUUUUUUUUUUUACUGAAAAGCAAAUUAAAGAGCUUUUCACUGUUUCUAGUGGAUAUUUUUUAUUAAUUUGUCCUUUUUCGAUUUGGGGAAAUGACAACAGCAAUUUAAAUAUUUCUUCAUCUGCAAGUGACCCAUGAAUGGUGUGUCCAGAGCUGUUACUUCAAGAAGGAAGAAAAAGUAGGUUAGCAUUCCUACUUCUGUUUUACAGCAAAAAGAAGAUGUGAAUUAAAGCCCAAAGCCCCGGUUUUUGAAUUUCUCUUAUUUUUUCAUCCCUUGAGCCCACUUUUUUUUUUUUUUAAUUUGUCAUUAUUUUUUUUCUAUGCAAAUGUCUGUUCAUUUACACCAUUUUGUUUGUAAAUAGCUUGAAAUGUACAUUAAAUUUGACAUUUCAUUUUUUUCUAUUUGUUGUAUUAUAUGGAACUGAAAAAAACCUUCUGUAUAUUAAAAUGCUUAAUAAAUAUAUUUGCUUUUCUCCAUGCA